ACUUACCGCGAAUGAAGGACCAGGUGAGCUAAAAAUAGAAUCAGAAACGUGUGAAUAUCUGCCAAAAUCAUGAUUCUACAGUACCAGAUUUUAUAGUCUCUGAUUCAUGUUUGAGUUUACGUUGGAUAUGACAAAGUUUUAUUAAUUUACGUGAAACUCUGAUUUGACUCUCCUUACAAAGUCGGUGACGUCACGACCUACAUAAUGACCUGACAUACCACACUGUUGUUGACAAGACUUGUGUUAAUGUGGUUGUUGAAACUUGAAUCUAGACCUAUAAGCUUUAGAUCGUACAAUUUCUUCUUCUCACUUACGAUAUCAACAUAUUUUCGAGUGUUUUGGCGUGAGUUGUUCGAUAUGUAGGUCUGUAAAAUGAUGUUAAUUGGAUUACGAUCACAGACCGUCCGUACGUAACUCUGACAGCCAACAACUAGGAUAAGGAUUGUUAAUACGUUACGUACCAAUAUUUUCAGGAAGUAGAUGUCAGUCAUGGAUGAGAAGAUAUCACUCAAGACCGCAGUGUUACAACUGCCCCCCUGUAAAGUGUGUGACGGAAAGGCAUCAGGGAUCCAUUAUGGUGUCAACUCUUGUGAGGCAUGCAAGGGCUUUUUCCGGAGAUAUCUUUCCCGGAAGGAACCAUAUAAAUGUGCCAAAGAAGGGAAAUGUGUUAUUACAGACAGGCCACGUGGGAACUGUUCAGCUUGUCGCAUGGAGAAGUGUUUACAGCUAGGCAUGUCCAAGGAAGCCGUUCGUCAGGGCCGUUACACAUUGACUGAGCGGACAAACACAAUCAUUGAAGUACAGAAGCUUAAAAAAAAAGUGGAGGAAUGCCAAGCACCGCAAGAAUCACCAAAGGACAACAGCCUGACUCCACCAGCGCAAAGCCCAGACUCUGGCAUCAUGUCACAAGCUAGUCCCGUUGAUUCUGACACUUCUGCGCUGUCCGAUACACUGAUCAUGAUGUGUAUCCGUGAAGAUUGUGACAUGAUGGAGUUUUCUCCCAACUCCCAGUCAGAGUUAACCAAAAGUUGUGGAUGUGCACAGACUGGUACAGACAGUAAAAACAUAAAAUCUGUUUUGGAUGAUUUGAUUCCUAGGCUUACAAAAUAUGUUGAGGAUUUAUCGCCGGUGUUGUCUAAAUUGACUGACGAGGAAAUUCACUCUUUACAUGUAGCUGCUUAUAAUAAGUUCUGUAUGAAGCAAGAAGUGUUUGGGUCUUUGGAACCAGUCUCUACAGAAGAGUACAAUCAUCUCUAUGAAGCUACAGGUCUCGAUGUAGAUGGACGUCUAGGUCGUCUACAGAAGUAUCACACUUUCUUUGAGAGCACAGUAAAAUAUUAUGUCAAGUUCUCGCGGCUCAUUCCAGAAUUUCGGGACCUACCAGUGACUGAUCAGGAAUCACUUCUCAAAGCAUCCGAGUUCGAGUUUUUCAUGAUAUUGGAGUACCGUUCAGUUGAUCCUGAUCUCCAGAUGUUACUAACAGUGGGUGGAGAUGUCUACCACAUCAACGAAGUCAGCAUGUGCUAUACCAAGGAAGUCAUGCUGUCCUGGUUUGAAUUCUCACGUGUUAUUCGGCGCCUCAAUCUCAGUGAUAAAGAAAGAGCGCUGGUACUCUCUAUCUCUCUGGUUUUUAGAGAUCGUUGCAAAUUAGCAGACCCAGAAAGAGUGGAAAGAAUACAGCUGACCCUGAUUUCCUAUCUACGCUACGUGCUGAAGGAGCGAUACGGCCAGCAGGAAAUACAUAUGUUUUCCAAAAUUAUGAACAUGUUUUCAUCCUUCCGGGUACUAACUGAGAGUUACCUGAAACAGCACCAGGAACUUUGUAAGGAUAAACUCCUUUCUAAGAUGUUUCCAGAAAUGCUACAAUUCCUAUUUGAGGAUGAUUAGAUGUGUGUGUGCUGUUAUCAGUGUCAUAUCUAACACUCAUCACAUUGUGGCCUCAGGCAGAAUAUGGUAUCACAUUGAAGGCUCCCUAAAUAAUAUCAACAUGUGCAACCUCUGUUAUAUGUAACAUAAUUAGUUCUAUUUUUAGCUCACCUGCUGGAAGGGGCCAUCCAGCAUCAACAUUUUCAUUCAAACGAUUUCUUCUCGAUAAAAAAGUUGCCCAUAGAUCUAAUAUUUUGCCUGCAGCACGUUGGGGUGAAGGGCAACCAAAUUUGUCCUAAUGGGUGACCUUGAACUACAUUCAAGGUUCCAGGGGGUCAAGUACACUUUAAACAAAUUCUUCUCAAUAUGCCAGUCCUAGACACCAAAUAUUGAGCCUGUAGCGUGCUGGGGUGAUCAUGAGGGGCUACAAAAUUUGUUGAAACGAGUAUGGUUAACCUACUCUGAAAUUUAAAUGAAGAGGUAUUCAAUUCCACAUAAAUGACAUAGAUCAGCUUUAAAGUUACUUGUAGCAGGUGAGUGAUACAGGCCCAUUAGGCCUCAUCAGCUUACUUGCUUUAAAUGACCAGUAAGGUUAUUCAAUGGUUGCGGUGGCAAGUGGUUAAGGUGUCCCAACAUUUUAUCACUAGCCCUCCACCUCUGGGUCGCGAGUUCGAAACCUACGUGGGGCAGUUGCCAGUUACUGACCGUAGGCCGGUGGUUUUUCUCCGGUUACUCCGACUUUCCUCCACCUCCAAAACCUGGCACGUCCUUAAAUGACCCUGGUUGUUAAUAGGACAUUAAACAAAAUAAACCAAACCAGGGUUGCAGUGUCUACCAAUCAGUAACAUUUUUAGGUCUCCUGAGACAAAGUCUCAUUUGACCUAUUCUAAUCACCUUUCUUGUUAACAAAGAUGCCUAGUUCGUGACAUUGGGCCAUUAGCAUGCUUUAAUGCAGGGCUAAAGAAGAGAAUUUGUUUUGUGGAAUGAUUUUUAUCUACUUUCGAGUUCACAGGGCUCAAAUGUGUUUAACGUGUGGUUUUUAGCUCACCUGCCCAAAGGGCAAGUGAGCUUAUGCCGUGGUGCAGCGUCCGUCGUCCGUCCGGCCGUCCGGCCGUCCGGCCGUCCCUCCGUCCGU
Pecten maximus is the source of this 3001-nucleotide messenger RNA. RefSeq names its product nuclear receptor ROR-beta-like. Gene Ontology annotation, molecular function: sequence-specific DNA binding; zinc ion binding; DNA-binding transcription factor activity. The record is from RefSeq and is a predicted model, not a curated record. Bases 481 to 1887 code for a protein of 468 amino acids. NCBI's taxonomy places the organism in Eukaryota, Metazoa, Mollusca, Bivalvia, Pectinida, Pectinidae. The transcript is spliced from 7 exons. Gene Ontology annotation, biological process: regulation of DNA-templated transcription.